Messenger RNA from Arabidopsis thaliana (thale cress), 1523 nucleotides. It is a transcript of the gene MYB64, whose product is annotated as myb domain protein 64. The transcript has 3 exons. Gene Ontology annotation, biological process: regulation of transcription by RNA polymerase II. NCBI's taxonomy places the organism in Eukaryota, Viridiplantae, Streptophyta, Magnoliopsida, Brassicales, Brassicaceae. Gene Ontology annotation, cellular component: nucleus. The record is from RefSeq and is marked reviewed. Bases 53 to 1324 code for a protein of 423 amino acids.
GCUCUCGUCUCACCUCCCCAUUCUACACUAAACUUUUUCUCCUUUUUCUUCCAUGGAAGAACAGAAAAUUCAAGAGAAGAGCCUCGCUCACGGCGCUGCACCACCGUUGACGGCGGUUGAGAGAUUCUUGAACGGCCAAAAGAACGAAGCCUUGUGCUUCAAGAAACAAGAACGUUCUAUAGACCGACCGAUCGUGAAGACGACAAGGGCGAUUGAGAUUAGAAAUGAAAACAAAGAGAACAUGAUGUUUGGUCCGAGGAAGGAGAAAAACUUGGCCGUUAUUGGAGAAAUCGUCGUUAAAGGUGCAGCUAAAGAUUAUACUUGCAAGGAUAUAACAAAGAAGCAACCAUACAAGAAUAUCAUCAAAGGGCAAUGGACAGCCGAUGAAGACAGGAAGUUGAUAAAGUUGGUGAUGCAACAUGGAGAGAGGAAAUGGGCAGUAAUCUCGGAGAAGCUUGAGGGAAGAGCAGGCAAGCAAUGUCGUGAGAGAUGGCAUAAUCAUCUCCGUCCUGAUAUCAAGAAAGAUAGUUGGAGUGAAGAAGAAGAGAGACUUCUUGUGGAAGCACACACCAGAAUCGGGAAUAAGUGGGCAGAGAUCGCUAAACUCAUACAAGGGCGAACCGAAAACUCGAUCAAGAACCAUUGGAAUGCGACAAAACGACGCCAAAACUCAAAACGCAAACAUAAGCGUUCAAAAAACGCGGAUAGUAACAGCGAUAUUGAUGAUCUCUCUCCAUCCGCUAAAAGGCCGCGCAUUCUCGAAGACUAUAUUAAAAACAUCGAGAAUAAUGACAAGAACAAUGGCGAGAACAUCAUGACUACUAGUGGUAACAAUGUUCUUUCGACUUCGAAUUAUGAUCAGUUCAAUUCUGAAGACUCUACAUCGUCACUCUUGGAUGAUCCUUAUGACGAAGAGCUUGUUUUCCUGAAAAAUAUCUUUGAGAACCAUUCGCUCGAGAACAUCAAUUUGAGCCAAGGUACGGAGAUAACCCAGUCUUCUUCAUCUGGGUUUAUGAUCGAGAACCCUAAACCUAAACCUAACUUGUACAACAAUACUUUUGGAACACAUCUUGGAGCAAUGGUCACAGAACCUGCCAAUUCUUCCCACCUCGCAUCUGAUAUCUACUUAUCUGAUUUGUUGAACGGUACGGCGUCGUCUUCUUCUUCACUUACUUUUCUGUCUUCCAACAACAAUGAGCAUGCCGGUGAAAACGAGUUGCUUUUGCCCCAAGCUAACUCCACUAGCGAAAGAAGAGAAAUGGAUCUGAUAGAAAUGUUGUCUGGUUCUACUCAAGGUAGCAACAUUUGGUUCCCAUUGUUCUAGCUACCGUAUGAUGUAUGAGAUCUCAUUAUCAUAUUGAUAAUUCCCUCUUCUUAUAUUUAUUUUAGUGAUUUAGUACUAUUUAAUUUUAUGUUUUUUUAAAACUAAAAAAGAACUUAGAUAUCUCAUAUUCAUGUUUCUUUUCAUAUCAAAAGAACACCAAGUUUAUGCGCUACAAUUGAUAGUCAGAGUUUUUUCUUCU